Salmo salar (Atlantic salmon) is the source of this 2626-nucleotide messenger RNA. RefSeq lists its product as uncharacterized. NCBI's taxonomy places the organism in Eukaryota, Metazoa, Chordata, Actinopteri, Salmoniformes, Salmonidae. The record is from RefSeq and is a predicted model, not a curated record. Gene Ontology annotation, biological process: regulation of extrinsic apoptotic signaling pathway.
UAACCAAUUUAAACGUAAACUUCAUUGGGGUGACGUCAGAGUUUGACGUCCCUAGGGAUGCCGUAUUGCAAGGACCUAUAUCUCACCAAGACAACACGUCGGAAUCAACACAUUUAUAGGGAAGGAAACGCUAGACAGACAGUUUGUAAAAAGGUAUCCGUCAUGGAGGUUACAGAAAAGGUGAUGCCCAAAAACGCCCAGCUGCUAUCUCUUGGCCACAAGGACACUUGUCGCCUCUUGGAGGUGUAUGUGAAGCGCAGCAUCAGUUUAAAUGAUGGGACAUGUGUGGGCCUGAGGUCACCAACAAAGCCUCAGAAGUGGGUGACACUGUCAGAGAAAUGCACAAGAGUCCGCAGGCAUUCUAGUGACACCUUGAUCAACUUAGGGCCCAGCACACCUGACGAGGGCAUUGCCAGUAGCACACCACCUGAUGAGGAAGUUGUUAUACCAAAUGUGUCUCUAGUAGAAAUCCCUGGGCCUGCUGACAUUCCUGAGAUUGAGACGUCUACUGAACUGGAGAAUAAGUCUAAAAAGGGCAAGAAGAAGAGCAAACAGACCUCUUUCUGGAAAGGUUUUCUGGGUUUUUUCUCGACGAAGGGGAGUGACAAGAAAGACGAGCAGGAGUCUGGCACAGAGAAAGAUGGACAGUCACAAGGAACCUUGCAGAAAAAGACAUCCAUAAGGCAAAGGAGCUCCAUGAGGAGACUAUCUCUGAGAAAAAUCAAGAUUGACAGCCACAGAGGGUCUGUGAAGAGACCAUUGGCUUUGGACAGGGCCAAGACCACUGACAUAACUGGAGUUGAAUCGGUUUUGAGUGUGGGGCCUACUGACUCGUACUAUGAGAAAGUUUCAGAAGAGCUGGAGAAGAUUGUGCAUGAGGUGAAAGAGAGAGAGACAGCUCUUACAGAUGAGGAUGUCAUCAAAAGGAUCAUUGUUCUGAUGAAGCAGCAAGGAGACCUCAUUGAUAACAAGCUGAAGGAGAACCCCAGCUUGAGCUCAUUCUUCCAGAAGCUGUCCUACAGCACCUUCCAGCAGUUAGCUGAUACGUACGUGGAAACAGAGACACCUACAGGCCAGAGCCGCCAGACACCACACACUGCUGGAUCUGGGCACGACAACGCCCCAGAGCUGGUCAAGCUUGCCUUCACUCUGGACUUCACAGCCAGGGUAGCCUUUCUCUCCAGGCAUUCCAAAGGUCACAUCAUGGGCCUGGGCCACCGCUACUUAGAAGACCGCUUCACCCAGACACAGGUUAAUCCAGAUCAGACGUUGCAUAACUAUGAUGAUCAUAAUCAUUGAUACAACGUCACAUGCAAAAAAGACUAACCACUGCAGGGGAAACCAAACAUCCUUGGUGGUGGAAAAGCACAUGGAGUGCUCCUCGAUUCCUUGUGACACAAAUGGAAUAGAUUACUUAAAGAUGACUGAAAAUGAAACCCAGAGGCAAGUCAUGAAGGGACCAUCACACACAACACUUAUAGUAGGCCUUGUACCUGUAAAUCUACACUAGGGUAAUCUGUGUAAUCACUAUGUUUACAGGUUAGUAAGUAAUGGAUAUGCAAUAUGGAGUUCUUACCACUUUUGGUACACUGUAUUUAUUUACCUAAAUUAUAAAAUAUAAUAUAUGCCAUUUAGCAGGCGCUUUUAUCCAGAGCAACUAAUCAUGUGUGCAUACAUUUUACGGGAAUUGAACCCACUAUGCUGGCAUUGCAGACGCCAUGCUCUACCAACCUACGCUACAGAGGACCACUAGUGAUAGUAAGUACUAUGUACUGUAACUGCAUUCACUAACUACCCUGCUACAAGGUACAGGUACAUAGGUUAUUACUCAUUCUUAAUCCUGGUUCUGGGGACACAAAGGUGUGCAUAUUUUAGUUUUUGCCAUAGCUCUACACACCCGAUUCCACUAAUCAAAGGUUUCAUGAUGAGUAAUCUAGGUGUGUUAGCUGGGGCUGGGACAAAACUGUGACACCAAUCAGGCCCUCGAGGACUGGAAUUGCCCACCCCUGUAGGGUAAUGCCUUGUUUCUGGAAAUUAUACUUAUGCAAUUUUGUGUCAACUAAAAAAGACAAAACCGAAUACUUGAGUAUCCCGAAUAAUAAUGGGAUAUUGGUGUGCAUUUAAACGUGGUCGUUGUGAUGCACCGAGGUCACAAACUCCAUUUUAGACGAGACUGAUUUUAUGACCAAAAUUAACCUAUUAACACUGUAGUCAAUUUUGACACUAGAAUAAAUGUUUCUGACUCAUAUUGUUGCCACAUAGGCUGUUUUCAAAGGGAUUAGUUGUUUUUUAGGGUCAGUCGCUCUUUAACAGACAUUCCCUGACAAACAUUUGGGCACAGAGUUUCUAAACCCAGAGGCGCAACAUCGUGAAACUUCUGGGAAUGCUUGCGAUACAGACCAGGCUGUGGUUAGAGAAGUCGAUGAGAGAAGUUAAAAAUCUAAAGGCACAACCUAGAAUCGAGUCAAUGCCUUAAGUAGUUGAACAUGUUAUUACUCCAAUCUCGUGAAAGUGACAAACUGACACGUACUUAUUUCCCUCAUUAAAAUGCAAAGAAUUUAAUAACAUUUUUGACGUGCGUUUUUCAGGAUUUUUUUGUUGUUAUUCUGUCUCUCACUGUUCAAAU